This is a messenger RNA of Salmo salar (Atlantic salmon), 2124 nucleotides long. Its product is annotated as platelet-activating factor receptor. Gene Ontology annotation, molecular function: G protein-coupled purinergic nucleotide receptor activity; platelet activating factor receptor activity. Lineage: Eukaryota; Metazoa; Chordata; Actinopteri; Salmoniformes; Salmonidae. Gene Ontology annotation, cellular component: membrane. Gene Ontology annotation, biological process: G protein-coupled receptor signaling pathway; chemotaxis. The record is from RefSeq and is a predicted model, not a curated record.
CGGAGUUGUCAGACGCGCGCCUCCGUUCUUCAUUGUGGAUUACAUAGUAUGUACAUUUGCGCACAUGUAUUAGGCUAAAGAGAUGUUUACGAUGUAGCCUAACAUAUGCUGGUUUCAAGGUAACCUAAUAGCGUUAAUCUCUAGAACACACACACAGAAAUACAGAACGCAUCGAGGAAGGAGCCAGGCGCUCAGAUGAACGUGGUACCUUCAGGCAUUUGGAAAUUGCUCCCAAGGAUGAACCAGACUUGUGGAGGUGUGAGGUCUUGGCUGAUUUCUUUUGAUUUUCCCAUGAUGUCAAGCAAAGAGGCACUGAGUUUGAAGACGGAGUUGCUUGCUUUAGCAGAACCAACAGUGGAGUCGACCAUGGGGAUGCAAGAGGACUUAGCAGUGACCAGGACAGUGAACUUAUCGACAGUCGUCAACAGAACCUUCCUGGACUCGGACUUCCGCUACACCCUCUUCCCAGUGUUUUACGGUGUUUUGUUCGUCCUUGGUCUGAUAGCCAACAGUUACGUGCUGUUCGUGCUGCAGCGCCUGCGCAACGCCAAGGCCAUGAGCGAGAUCCGCAUCUACAUGACCAACCUGACUGUGGCCGACCUCCUCUUCGUGUGCGCCCUCCCCUUCUGGAUUGGCUACUACCACCACCGCGGUGACUGGCUCUACGGCGACUUCCUGUGCCGCAUCACCGGUGUGUUCUUCUUCAUCAACACCUACUGCUCCAUCCUCUUCCUCGCCGCCAUCAGCGUCAACCGUUACUGGGCCAUCACGCGCCCGCUGGCUGCCGCCUCGUCCGACUGUUGGCGCCGCGGGGUGGCCAUCACGGCGGUCAUCUGGGUGCUCACUCUGUCAAUGUCCGUGCCGUACCUCUUGGAGACGGGCAUCCAGGUGGACGAGGGCAACGUGUCGCGCUGCUUUGAGGGCUACCACGACAAGACUGACGACGAGAAGCGGAGCGUGGCCACCACCCACCUCAUCAUCGUGGGGUGCUUUGUCUUGGUCUUCUUCCUCGUAGUAGUCUGUAACCUGCUCAUUGCCCAUGCCCUGCUUGCCCAGUCCCCUACCCAGACUCGGGGCUCCAGUUCUUCCCAGCCCCGGGGGGUGAAGGGCCAGGCCCUGCAGAUGCUGUGUGCCGUGGUGGGGGUGUUCGUGGUGUGCUUCCUCCCCCACCACGUGGUCCAGGGCCCCUGGACUCUGGCUGUACUGGAGAUCAAGGAGGGCUGGGGCAGAAUGGACUGGGGCCAGCGGACCAGGCAGAGGCUUAACGACACCCACCAGGUCACCUUGAUGCUGAUGGGGCUCAACUGCCUCCUGGACCCUGUGGUGUACUGCUUCGCCACCAGGAAAUUCCGCCUAUACAUCAAGGACCAUCUGAAACAGGUGGGGAGGGGCAAAAGAUGCUCGGAAACAGCCAUCACACACAUUUCUAUGGUGGAGGGCAAGAAUGUGAGCCAGCGGCUCCAUAGCAAACAGCAGCAGUUGAAGGUUUAAAUCUCUAGAUGACAUUGGUAUUGUAGAUAUUGUGGCUAAUGCUAAUACUGACUGUUGUUAGUAACCACAUCCUCAGGAUGCUUCAUUCCAUCACACCCACACCUAACAAUGCACACAUAGUGCAGAACAUGCACUCUGCUAUGUAGCCUCAUGUGAUUUCAGACACAUUCACAUGAACAGAUGCACCACCACACAGCCCCACCCAGAGUAUGGUUCCCUCUAGAUCUCUUCCCUGUAGGGAUUUCUCCUGGCCACUGCCAGCUAUAAUCAGUGCUUUAAAGAAUCUUUGGACCAUUGAUUCUUUGUUUUCACAUUUCACUUGUACUGUACAUUUUAUCUCACAACGUAUCUUACACUUUGUUAUUGUGACAGACUUGCGACUUCAAUUUCAUCACGUCUGUUUCUUCAUGUUUUUCUAGUGUAAUCAGAGGAGAAAAUCAGAUGUUUUAUUGGGAACUGGAGCUUCUAUUGUCACGUCCUUACCAGUAUAAGGGGUUAUUGGUUAUUGUAGUUUGGUCAGGACGUGGCAGGGGGUGUUUGUUUUAUGUGGUUCGGGGUUUAAUGGGAUAUGUAUUUAUGUAAGAGGGGUGUUUGAUUUAUGUGUUCUGGGGUUUUUGGGUAAUGUUCUUGUUU